AACCCGCAGUCCUGUGCAACAGCCUGCGCCGCUGAGAGAUGACAGAGCCAAUCUCAGCGCACACACGGCCCUGGGAGCUCGGAGCUGCUGCGUAGAGCCGCCGCACCAAAAAGACUCGGAGACGCACAGCACCUCUACUUCUUUUUUCUGAUUUCAAGCGAAAAGGGACUUAAAGCCGUGAAAUUGAGGGAUUUUUUUUUUUAUCUCUGUCUCUCAGUCCGAACGUGGCCAUUUGCUCAAUGUCAUCAUGAUCAUCUUCUCGUCGCGCAGUGUACUGCUGUCAGUCUACUAUCCACAGAUCUUCCUCAUCCUGACGAGUGGCAGCUACCUGGCCCUGUCCUCGGUGGUGGCUCUGGGUGCCAACAUCAUCUGCAACAAGAUUCCCGGGCUGGCACCUCGCCAGCGGGCCAUCUGCCAGAGCCGCCCGGACGCCAUCAUUGUUGUGGGUGAAGGCGCCCAGAUGGGCAUCAAUGAGUGUCAAUACCAAUUCCGAUACGGACGCUGGAACUGUUCGGCGCUGGGAGAAAGGACAGUCUUCGGUCAGGAGCUGCGAGUAGGCAGCCGGGAAGCAGCGUUCACCUAUGCCAUCACAGCAGCAGGGGUGGCCCACGCCAUUACAGCAGCCUGCAGCCAGGGCAACCUGAGCCAGUGUGGCUGCGACCGUGAGAAGCAGGGGUAUUACAAUCAGGAGGAGGGCUGGAAGUGGGGAGGCUGCUCAGCCGACAUUAAGUACGGCAUCGAGUUCUCCCGCCGCUUCGUGGAUGCCCGCGAGAUUAAAAAGACCCCACGCCGCCUGAUGAACUUGCAUAACAAUGAGGCAGGGAGGAAGGUUCUAGAAGAAAGGAUGAAGCUAGAGUGCAAGUGCCACGGUGUCUCAGGAUCCUGCACGACCAAAACCUGUUGGACUACACUUCCAAAGUUCCGCGAGAUUGGCUACGUACUCAAGGACAAGUACAAUGAAGCUGUGCAUGUGGAGGUAGUCCGGGCUAGCCGACUUCGACAGCCCACCCACCUCAAGGUGAAGCAGACUCAGGGCUACCGCAAGCCCAUGGAGACCGAUCUCGUCUACAUCGAGAGGUCGCCCAACUACUGCGAGGAGGAUGCGGCCACAGGGAGUGUGGGCACGCAGGGACGCCUGUGCAACCGCACUUCACCACACACAGAUGGCUGCGACCUUAUGUGCUGCGGCCGGGGCUACAAUACACACCAGUACACCAAAGUGUGGCAGUGCAAUUGUAAGUUCCAAUGGUGCUGCUUCGUCAAGUGCAACACAUGCAGUGAGAGGACGGAGGUGUUUACCUGCAAAUAAGGACAUGAGGAACUCAGUGCCAGGAAUUGAGGCGCCAAGUACAAGCUGAAUGAGGAAGACCUGGUAGAGCGAGAUAAAAGUGUGACUGGGACCAGUGAGGGAUUUUGAAAUAAAAGGAAUGGAGAGUUACACUAUCAGCUCUUCAUGGCAUCGUUUUGCACAGCAGAAUCUUAUCUAAUUGCUUUUCAGAAAGUAAAUGCUAAAUAUCAGUAGGUAAUACCCAAGAACUUUACUGUCACAUAGAGGUUAUGCUCAUGUACUGAUGUAUCCGCAGUGAAGUUGGGACUACACGUACUGAAUGAGGCCCUCGGUCGUAACUGUGCGUUGCACUCUAGGAAUUUGUAACUGUUCAUUUCUCAAGAGACUCGUGCACGGAGAGGAAACGCAGUACCCCGGGAGUGGAUCAAAAUGACUGCAGCUGAUGAGUGGGGACUGAGAGAGAUUUGUCAAGUCUUGAUUGAAAACUUUUAAGGGUUUUGUCGUAUUCUCACUCCAGGGGAGCAAAAGUGAAUCUUGACAUGAAUCGCCCCCUCCCCCAAACUGUUUGGGGCUAAUGUUAGAGGUUUGCAGAAAUGAAGAACAUUUUGUAAGUAUGGUGCGUUCAGGUGUACCAAAAUCUGAGAGGAGAACUCUGUUAGACCCUCUGCUGCCAACUGGAAUAUGGUGGAGUAUGUUAGUUUUCCAGUCACACUGGAACUGUCUGUUCUGAACACUGAAAAUAAAUUGUUUAUUUAUGUUAUAGUAUCUUAAAAACGAA
Messenger RNA from Paralichthys olivaceus (Japanese flounder), 2066 nucleotides. RefSeq names its product wingless-type MMTV integration site family, member 7Bb (gene wnt7bb). Gene Ontology annotation, cellular component: extracellular region. Gene Ontology annotation, biological process: positive regulation of JNK cascade; canonical Wnt signaling pathway; neuron differentiation. NCBI's taxonomy places the organism in Eukaryota, Metazoa, Chordata, Actinopteri, Pleuronectiformes, Paralichthyidae. Gene Ontology annotation, molecular function: cytokine activity; frizzled binding. The record is from RefSeq and is a predicted model, not a curated record.